Messenger RNA from Oryctolagus cuniculus (rabbit), 1348 nucleotides. The record is from RefSeq and is a predicted model, not a curated record. NCBI's taxonomy places the organism in Eukaryota, Metazoa, Chordata, Mammalia, Lagomorpha, Leporidae.
CUUCACGUCCGACAACGGCAUCCCCUUCCCCAGCGGCAGGACCAACCUGUACUGGCCGGGGACCGCCGAGCCCUUGCUGGUGUCGUCCCCCGAGCACCCGCGCCGCUGGGGCCAGGUCAGCGAGGCCUACGUGAGCCUCCUAGCUAUGCCAUCUUUGGCUCGAAGACCGUCCAGCUCACGGGCCGGUCCCUUCUGCCAGCACUGGAGGCCGAGCCCCCGUGGGACACCGUCUUCGGCAGCCAGAGCUACCACGAGGUCACCAUGUCCUACCCUAUGCGCUCCGUGUUCCAGCGGGGCCUCCGCCUGGUGCACAACCUGGGCUUCAGGACGCCUUUCCCCAUCGACCAGGACCUGUACGUGUCGCCCACCUUCCAGGACCUGCUGAACCGCAGCGUGGCCGGCCAGCCCACCGGCUGGUACACAGACCUGCACCACUACUACUACCGGGACCGCUGGGAGCUGUACGACCACAGCCAGGACCCCCGCGAGACCUGCAACCGGGCCGGCGACCCACGCUUCGCCCAGGUCCUGGACCUGCUGAAGGCCCGGCUGGCCAAGUGGCAGUGGGAGACCCAUGACCCCUGGGUGUGCGCCCCCGACGGCGUCCUGGAGGGAAAGCUCUCACCCCAGUGCCGGCCCCUGCACAACGAGCUCUGACGGCCCCUCCCAGACGGGCCCCAGCCCCGCCUUAGCUGACCGUGGGGGCGGCAGGCCACGCCCCCCCACGCUGGACGUCCCUCCCGCCUGGGCCUGGGGAGGAGACCCCUUCCCUCCUCCAGGGUGCUGCUGCCCGCUGAGGGGCACCUCCGUCCUCGCGGGCAAGGAAUUCCAGGGGGUCUCUGGGACAGGGCAGGACCCUGGUCCCGGUGGAGUUUUGUUCUCCGGUUGGAGACCGAGUGCUGGGGUCUGGGCCUCAGUCUUUGGAUGCUUCUAGCCAGUUCCCUCCCCGCCUCCCGUGUGCCAGGUGGGCAGGUGCAGACCACGCUGGUGGAAGCUGGCGAACGGGCACAGGGCCGCUUUGCCGCCCCAGCUCGGGUUCCCCUGACCGGCGGCAGGCUGAGUGGGUGUCCGGGCAGAGGUCGUCCUGCUUGAGGGUCACCAGAGGCAGGGCGAUGCCACAGGCACCGGCUCAGGCCAGCUCCCGGUGGAUGACACCGGCACGGGCCACCGGCGAUGCCUGGCCUGCUCCACGCUGGCCUGCAGGAGGGGGCUCUUCCCACGGUGGGCAGGCCCCCGGCCCCCUGCUGCCCUCCCCCACUGACGCUGUGGGGGUGGGGUGGGUGAAAGCCCCGGCCUGGGCACGGGGAAAGCCGGUUCUUUCGUAAAACACGGGAGCUGCUUUUCUGAA